Hirsutella rhossiliensis is the source of this 1131-nucleotide messenger RNA. RefSeq lists its product as uncharacterized. The coding region runs from base 1 to 1131 and encodes 376 amino acids. The record is from RefSeq and is a predicted model, not a curated record. Lineage: Eukaryota; Fungi; Ascomycota; Sordariomycetes; Hypocreales; Ophiocordycipitaceae. The transcript has 4 exons.
AUGCGUCAACGAACCGCCAUCCUCCUGUCCCUGGGCGCGGGCGCGGGCGCGGCUUCACCGAGUUCGGGCUCGGAACAGUCAUGGACGUCGCCGCAAGAGACCGACGUGGCCUUCAUGGUCGAGCAGCAGUUGCGGAUGGGGUCAUCCCCCAAGCCUACGCCCCCGCCACAGCCCCGGGGCCAUCAUUUCGCCCGGAUGGACCUGAUGCCGCGCCUUGAAGGGUACACCUUGGAUCCGGGGACCUGUGGCUUUGUGCAGUUUAACGGAGUCACCUGCGUCUCCAGCACGGCGACGUGUGCUUCUCUUAGCGGCUACCUCGGAUGUUGUGAGCGCAACAAGGUGUGUUCGCGCAUUCAGACCGUCUGCAUCGACUACGUCGCUUCUCAAGCCGGCAAAUGUGACCUCCCGUACGAUUAUCACACCGUUUGCUGCAUGCUACACCUAUUUGAUGACAAGGCCUGGCUCUGGCACUUUCACGGCCCUUGCAUGCUCUACCUCCAGCGUACCGAAUCUCCGACCACUACCGUCGCCGCACAAACCAGGGCGGCGACUGAGACUGGCAAUGGAGCAGGCGGUGGCGGCGGCGGCGGCAGCCAGGCAAAUGUUGGAGCCAUCGCGGGAGGCGCCGUGGGGGGCGUCGCCGUUCUCGGCCUCCUCGGCGUGGUUGCCUUUCUGCUUCUCCGCCGCCGCCGCAGCCAUGCAAGUGGUUCCGAUACCCAACAGGCGUCCCCUCAAACGGCCAUGGCCCAGAGCCACCCCCAGAACCCUCCACAAUACCCGCACACCUACUCUCCGCCCGCACAGAAUUACGAUCCUCACAUGAGCGUUUACAGCCAGCAAGCGUACCCCCCGCAAGGCUGGAACAACCAAUAUCCCCAACAGCUCCAGGGACAAUAUCCCCCUCAACAGCCUGGCGGUUACCAACCAUACGGUGCCGCAUCGGGCUUUGCCGCGCCCUCAACGGCAUCGCCCCCACCGCCCUCGGUGCCUAGCCCGAAUACGAUCAAGGAGGGCGAAGAGGGUCCUCACGGAGUGACGCCACCGCCCGCGGCCCCUCACCACCAUCAGCCGAGCGAGCUGGCGGCCGUGGCCCCGCUGGGUUACGAGAACAACCGAGCGGAACUGAAUUGA